Molecule: messenger RNA, 258 nt
Organism: Melampsora larici-populina 98AG31
Lineage: Eukaryota; Fungi; Basidiomycota; Pucciniomycetes; Pucciniales; Melampsoraceae
Exons: 4
Coding region: 1-258 (85 amino acids)
Source: RefSeq, a predicted model, not a curated record
AUGGAUGAGUUAAAAACCCAAGUGAUCCUUUCAAACUUUCAUCCAUUGACCCACAAGGCCUUUCAAGAUAUUAAUGAAAGUACACUUAUGUCAAAUCUAACAGAAAGCGCACUUGUCAAUCUGCAUAAAUGCAAAAAUCAAGGUGUCUCUCAAGUGAAUUAUUGUAAAAGCAUAGCUAUUAGCAAAAAAUCCACAGUGUACCUUGUACUCUACACUGUGAGGUGUAGAGUCCAACCCCCCUAUGCUACAGGCUUGUAA